Vigna umbellata (rice bean) is the source of this 889-nucleotide messenger RNA. The record is from RefSeq and is a predicted model, not a curated record. Lineage: Eukaryota; Viridiplantae; Streptophyta; Magnoliopsida; Fabales; Fabaceae.
AAUUAAUUCACACUCAAAAAUGAGUCACGGGCAAAUGGACCUGAGUCACCGACAAAUGGACCGCGACGACGAGGAUGACUAUUACAUGGAAGACGAGCAGGUCGCGGACUUCGACGAGGAGGAUGACGGCCGGGGAAGCGGUGGAGGCAGCAGGAAGCGCAGAAGAUCUGGUUUCAUUGAUGAGGAGGUAGACGAGGAUGAUGAGGAGGUGGAUGAUGAGGAGGAGGAUGACGAGGAUUUUGAUGCCCGAGGCGGUCACAGGCGGCAGUACAAGAAGGUUUCCGCUUCUAAAUUUUUUGACGAGGAGGCCGUGGUGGAUAGCGAUGAGGAAGAGGGCGAAGACGACUUCAUUGUUGAUGGUGGAGCCGAUCUACCAGAAGAAGAUGAUGGGAGAAGGAUGCGGAAUAGGCGAAUGCUGCCACAUCACCAAGAAGAUCAUGAAGAUCUUGAAGCUGUGGCCAGAAGCAUCCAGGAACGUUAUGGAAGGCGCCUAAAGGAUUAUGAUGAAGAAACAACAGAUGUAGAACAACAAGCUCUUUUGCCGUCUGUGAGAGAUCCGAAGCUUUGGAUGGUGAAAUGUGCAAUUGGACGCGAAAGGGAAACAGCCGUUUGCCUCAUGCAAAAGUACAUAGAUAGAGGAUCUGAAUUGCAAAUAAGAUCAGCUUUUGCUCUUGAUCAUCUCAAAAACUUUAUAUACGUGGAAGCAGAUAAAGAAGCCCAUGUCAGAGAGGCUUGCAAAGGUCUACUCAAUAUAUUUGGCCAAAAAAUAACUCUUGUCCCAAUCAGAGAAAUGACUGAUGUUCUGUCAGUUGAAAGCAAAGCAAUUGAUCUUGCUAGAGAUACUUGGGUUAGAAUGAAGAUCGGGACAUAUAAAGGGGACCUUGCCAAA